This is a messenger RNA of Ostrea edulis (European flat oyster), 1281 nucleotides long. RefSeq lists its product as uncharacterized. The record is from RefSeq and is a predicted model, not a curated record. Lineage: Eukaryota; Metazoa; Mollusca; Bivalvia; Ostreida; Ostreidae. The transcript has 4 exons. The coding region runs from base 28 to 486 and encodes 152 amino acids.
UAGGUUGUUUAACAUUGGAAAUUAAAAAUGACUUUGGUCUCGAUUUGGUUCCCUGGGAUGUGGCCUGAUAAAGUCUGUCUACACCAUGUAUGUUACAUUAUCAUGAUAGUAUUAUGUGUGGUUUCACUUCAUGCACGCCCAACAUCAAAGGGUCUCAACAUCGACAAAAAUGUGCUCCAAAGAUUCAAGCAGACAUUAACAAAUCACAGAUUGCAAACAUUCAACGAUUUUCACCAAGUUCUGGACGAUUUGGAUAAUAUAUACUCACAUCAAGAUAAAUACAGUAUUUUAGGAAGACAGACUCGGGAUAAGAGAGACGCGGUCGGUUUUGCAGGAAGCGAUAUUUUGGACACGUUGCUGUCCACAUUGUUGCGUCCUGGGGGCUCGGGUCGAGGGUCACAUUUCCGGCCGCCAUUCCCACGUGGACGAUUGAGUGUAAAUGCGACAUUUACGAUGCUUCGAAAUCAAAUGCAGUCCAGUGGUUGAUGGCUACUUAUUCUUAAAUCGGGGAACUUUGAUCUGAUAUUUAUUAUUGAGUGAUAUUUUGUUUUUGUUGUUGUCUGUUACCUAUUAUGUUAAAAUUUCAUUUCAAUUCAAGAAGUAUGUUACCUCGCAUUAUUUAUUGACUUUCAUUUUUGGUGUUUCCCUUUCCUAUCAUAUCAACAUUCAUCAACUGUCGGGUCGUGACUACUAUUUACUAAAUUAACACCAUCAUGUUCAUGUUCCUGCCCUUCGCAGUCUCUCAAUAACUAGUGUUUCGUUUAAAAAACCAAAUGAAUACAUACACGACAUCCAUACACUGACAACACACGUAUCUCCUAAGGUAUAAUUUACAGUCUUGAAAAAAUUGGCAAAAUGAAGACAUAGUGCUUUAAGAUAUUACAUAAAAACAAAUGAAGUUAGUGUAUUAUCAAAAGCAUGAAUGAUAUAAGAAGAUGACAUCGUGAAAUCAUGUAGGGACAAAAUACUGUCCCGGAUGAAGGCAUUUCGUGGGUGAAGAACACACACUGCAAUUAGUAACACAGUCUAAAGCCUAUGUUAAUGAGCAUACAGGUCUUGUUGAUGUUCCUUACCUUGCAAAUAAAUGUACUAAAUGAAAGAGCUUUUAUCAUUUACUUUAAUUUAAUUCAAACAGAUCCCAUGCGGAAUAGAAUUACAUGUAACAUCAUGGUUUGUCAACGUUAACAUAUUUGAUCUUUAUAAAUGUUCAUUUAUAUUUUCCUUUUAAUAUUGUAUAUAUGUCCAAUAUGUUGUUUAUAAAACGGUCUUGUAUGCAAUAUA